UCUAAAUAGGCUAAUCCUCUUAAGGUUUCUUUUCAAUCAAAGCAUGCUAUACGUUAUGGUCAGCAUCUUCAAUUGCUAUUAUACAACGGACAAAUAAUGGAUGUCGCUGAAGCUUCCCUUGAACUACAUUCCAGCCAGGGCGCAAAGAUGGAUACCAAACGCAAGGAAAACAAAGUGAUGAAAGCAAUACGUGUGUCGACCGAUUACGAUUCUCAAGAGAGUGAUCUAGACGAAGAAGAAAACAGCGAUCGCGCUGAAUCGAACAACUCCGAACAUGAAGCUACCCUAUGUAACGCUUUCUCUCAAAUGUCCUUAGUUAACGUGGAACCAUCGUCUAAUGAAGAGUCCGGAAGCAAUGCUCAUCUAGAUAUAAAUCGUGAAAAAAACAUUGAUAAUGAUUGCAAUUUACAGCAGAGCGAUUCGGAAGACGAUAAGCAACUAAACAGCAAAAGCGAUGGCUACGAUACUUCUGGUAGUUCUAGCGUUACGCUCGAUUUAAGCAGCGAAGAUGAGGACGAACGACAGAACUUUUCUACCGAUCGUGGGGAUGGCGAUGCCGGUUUGAAUUUAAGGACCGAUCUGAAGCACCAAAUAAUCAGAGUUAACGUUACGCCUAAGAAGCGUGAGCGUGACCCGGAAGCAUACAAAAAAUGGCUCAAAUCUAAAAAUGAAGAAAUCCGUAAAAAUCGCGAAAAAGAACUGCUCGCUAGGCAAGAACUCCAACGGCAGAAAGAACUAGAGGAAGAAAGACGCAAGGAAAUAAAUAAAAAAAAGAUUCAAGAAUGGAUUGCGGGAAAGAAACAGAGCAGUAAGAAAAGUAACGCAAAACCGAUCGACUGCAAAUACGUUGAUUCUUCUUCAGAACACUUGAAUUGUGAUGCGGAUGCUAAAUACAAGAGCUGGCUGUUAAAAGUUAAGAAACAAGAGGAAGAAAAAAAAUUGCGAGAUCUCACCGUAAAGCAAUUGGAGCAAGAGAUACUGCAAGAAAAGAAGAAAAUGUCGGAAGAAAUUUACCAGCAAUGGCUAAAAACUGCCAAACAUAAACCGAAACCGGUGCCACUAAAUCAAGGGCCUCAUACUCUGCGGGGAACUGUGUCGAAGAUUUUUGUUAAUCCCGAACCGUGGAAAGGCAACUGCGACUAAGG
Messenger RNA from Anopheles funestus (African malaria mosquito), 1145 nucleotides. Its product is annotated as coiled-coil domain-containing protein 34-like. NCBI's taxonomy places the organism in Eukaryota, Metazoa, Arthropoda, Insecta, Diptera, Culicidae. Bases 97 to 1143 code for a protein of 348 amino acids. The transcript is spliced from 5 exons. The record is from RefSeq and is a predicted model, not a curated record.